AUGUCAUUUGAUUGUAGUUUUCCACAUAAACAUGUUCUAGCUGUUUGUUGCUUGAUGGACUGGGAGAUUAUUACCUCUUUGGCAAAUAAGUGGGUUGGCAGCAGCAAAGUUUUAUUCUAUGAAACUUUUUUUGUCUCUCAAACACCCUGUGUUUGUCUAAAUUUAGUAAUCGAUGCUUUACCGUUUUUGACACGCUUUGUGCAAUGCCCAGAAGGAGAAUUGCAAAAACGGAAAGAGGUUGUACACACAGUAACCUUACAUGAAAUUGAUGUCAUCAACAGUCGGACACAAGGCUUUCUUGCACUGUUUUCAGGUGAUACUGGUGAAAUAAAGGCUGAAGUAAGAGAGCAAAUUAACUGUAAAGUUGCUGAAUGGCGAGAAGAAGGAAAAGCUGAAAUUGUUCCUGGUGUAUUGUUCAUUGAUGAAGUGCAUAUGUUAGACAUUGAAUGUUUCUCAUUCUUGAACCGGGCUUUAGAAACUGAUAUGGCUCCUGUACUGGUAAUGGCUACAAAUCGUGGUAUCACACGAAUUCGUGGAACCCAGUAUUUAAGUCCUCAUGGUAUUCCAAUAGAUCUUCUGGACCGUUUACUGAUCAUUUCUACUUCUCCUUAUGAAGAUAAAGAAAUAAAACAGAUUCUCAAGAUCAGAUGUGAAGAAGAGGAUGUGGAAAUGAGUGACGAUGCCCUCACUGUUCUCACACGUAUUGGUAUGGAGACAUCUGUUCGUUAUGCUAUUCAGCUCAUUACAACUGCAAAUUUAGUAUGCCGGAAGCGAAAGGGUACUGAAGUUGAUGUGGAUGACAUAAAGAGAGUCUAUUCAUUGUUUUUGGAUGAGUCGCGUUCAACUCAAUUUCUCAAGGAAUACCAGCAAGAAUUUAUGUUUAAUGAACUUGCAGAAAACAUGGACACUAAUUAGGUGUGAGGAAGAAGAUAACAGAACACCUUGUAUCAACACCUUAAUGCAUUGCCAACUUGUUGUGAAGCUUUAUUUAGUAUCAUUAAGAAAUAUUCUAUCUUCAAUCAUUCAAACAAUUUUAAGUAAAUAAAAUGAAAUUUCAAUUCAA
Messenger RNA from Octopus bimaculoides (California two-spot octopus), 1063 nucleotides. RefSeq names its product ruvB-like 2. Gene Ontology annotation, molecular function: ATP binding; ATP-dependent activity, acting on DNA; ATP hydrolysis activity. NCBI's taxonomy places the organism in Eukaryota, Metazoa, Mollusca, Cephalopoda, Octopoda, Octopodidae. The record is from RefSeq and is a predicted model, not a curated record.